AUGCGUCUUCACCGCGGACACCGGAGGUCCACGUCCAAGGAUUCGACUUGUACAGACGAUUCCAAAAUUUCGGAAGACGGCCGAAGCGACACCUCUCUCUCUAAUGAUGACAACACUCAAGAAGUCGAUGCCGAUCAGGGCAAUGUACUCUCCCACAUCAUCUCCCAUCUCCGCCCGGGAGCCGACCUAAGUAGGAUUGACGACCCCGUCGAGCGAUUCGUCGCCGUCGUCAAGUUCUAUCUUAGCGGCUGGCAUAUCCGCCCUGCCGGAGUGAAGAAGCCCCUCAACCCCAUUCUGGGUGAGAUAUUUACCUGCUACUGGGACGUUGCUGAUGGCAAGCGCGCCUACUACAUCUCCGAACAGACCUCGCACCACCCGCCCAAGUCCUCCUACUUCUACAUAGCGCCCGAUUACCAUGUACGCGUGGAUGGAACCUUGAAGCCCCGAAGCAGGUUCUUGGGCAACUCGGCCGCCAGCAUGAUGGAAGGGGUGGCGUUUUUAAGCUUGCUGAACCGAGGCCAGGACCCUUCCAAAGGCGAACGAUAUCUCCUGACGCAGCCGAAUAUGUACGCCCGCGGGAUCCUCUUUGGAAAGAUGAAGUACGAACUAGGUGACCAGAGUUUUGUUCGCUGUCCCGAGCUCGACCUCGUUGCUGAGGUCGAUUUCAAGACGAAGGGCUGGGUCAGCGGGACCUACAAUGCUAUUGGUGGCGUGAUUAAGCACGAAAGCACCGGCGAGGUCCUCUACGAGCUCUCCGGGCUGUGGAAUGAGGAGAUGUACAUUACCGACCUUGGUGGCGCCGAUAAGACUGGCCAGCAGGAAAUGUUCUUCGACGGUCGCAAAUCGAAGCCGAGCCCCCAUCACAAGAACCAUGAAGUCGCCACUGACGAAAAGACCCUCAUCGAAGAUCGCCAGAGGCAAGAGGCUGCUCUGAGGGCCGCUGAUGAUGUAGAGUGGACCCCCAGGCUGUUUAGGAGAGUACGGGGCGGCCCUGGAGGCAGCGAGGAAGGGGAAGAAGAUCUAGAGUGGAUCAUCAACUCGCACAUCAACCACCAACUUCCACCCGAGGCGAUCGCCGAGCAUGUCAUGUCUAUAUACCCAAUUAUUCACGGCCAGCGACCCAAUCCCUCCCACGUUAUCCCCGCACGUACUCCCGACGUCCGGCCUACGUCCACAGAGGACUACGUUAGCGCCCACGCUCCGCAACAAGGCGGGGAUCUUAUCGAUCUCGGACCCGGAAACGGAGCUGCUGUGUCUGCGAAUGGGGUUUCGGCUAGUGGCGUGGAGGGCUGA
Molecule: messenger RNA, 1293 nt
Organism: Parascedosporium putredinis
Lineage: Eukaryota; Fungi; Ascomycota; Sordariomycetes; Microascales; Microascaceae
Source: the annotation of a GenBank genome assembly